Prunus persica (peach) is the source of this 3190-nucleotide messenger RNA. RefSeq names its product probable WRKY transcription factor 14. Gene Ontology annotation, molecular function: DNA-binding transcription factor activity; transcription cis-regulatory region binding. The transcript has 3 exons. Gene Ontology annotation, biological process: regulation of DNA-templated transcription. Gene Ontology annotation, cellular component: nucleus. The coding region runs from base 756 to 2300 and encodes 514 amino acids. The record is from RefSeq and is a predicted model, not a curated record. Lineage: Eukaryota; Viridiplantae; Streptophyta; Magnoliopsida; Rosales; Rosaceae.
UCAUGCUAUACGUUUUGAUAAUAUAAAAGAAUGGAGGCAGGCAACUAAAAAUUUGAAAGAAACGAAGAACAGUGUUGAAGUUUCGAAACGUUCCUCCGAGAAAUGCGGCUUCUUGCCGCCUCUUUACUUCCCUAUCACUUGUUUCUGAAACAAAGGAGGGCAAAAGAAAAAGUAAAAAGACUUUUGUGCAAAGGUCUUUAUUUAAUUUACUGAGAGAGGAAAAAAAAAGACAAAAGAUAAAAUAUUCCACUAUUUAAAUAUAAACAAUAAAUUAAUACAAUAAAAAACAAGCACUACAGUUAGCUCGAUGACAAUUAGUUUAUUAUUAGCAAUUCGGCAAUUUCAUAUUAAAAACUCUCUCUCUCUCUCUCUCUCUCUCUCUAUUUGUUGCGUAUGGAGAAGAGCUGUUUUGUAUGAAAAGUCAGCUGCUCCUCUCUAUCUCUCUUCCUUUCUUCAAAACCAUUCUCUUCAUCAUCACACCUUUGUUUUUGAGAAGAAGAACAUAUAAAACAAUCCAACAUCAGCCUUCAAAACCCAUUUCUUUUGCUUUCCUGCUUCCUAAAAAUCGAACCCCAUCUUCCCAAAAAUACAUACACUUGUACUAAAUAUAUUAGUCCAUUCAUAUCACUCUGCUUAAAUCAACCCAAAAAAACCCCAAAUCCAAAACCCAAGAAUUGCAUGCCUUUAACGUCUCUUUGGUGUCUAAAGAACUCAACAAGAUAUACACUUGAUGUUGCAGCUUGUGCCAUAAAAGCAUGUGCAGCUUGUUCAUGCCAAUUACUAGGAUGGAGAAUUACCAAGGUGAUUUAACUGAUAUUCUUAGAGCUGGCAGUGCUGCUACUUCCGCCGCAGGAGCUUACCAUUCUGAUCAUCUUCUUCAUCAUCAUCAUCAAGAACCUGAAGCCGCCGCCGACAGCUGGCACUUCCCAUCUGACCAUCCUCCUCCCAUGAAAUUUUCCUCAGCGUCCUCAGCCAUGGAGGAGGAGGAAGAAGAAGAUGCCAAGGACAAUUUUGGCGAUCCCUUUUCAUCCUACAUGCGCGAUCCGCUUCUUCAUGAACUGGACAUAUCGUCUAGCUCCAGCUUUUUCAUCAGCCCCAAUUCCUCAUCAGAUAUGAAUAUUAACAUCACUUCUGUGGAUGAAGCUGGCGGUACAAGUAGCACUUUUGGCGGUGCACAUAUAGUUCUUGCUCCUCCUCCUCCUCCACCUCAUCACCACCAUCUUCAUCAUCAUCAACAAGGUGGUGUUGUUGAUGGGGAUCCAAUAAAGAGGCCUUGCAACAUAUUCUCGCGGAUGCUUCAGAUCUCUCCGAGUGCAAAGGUCCCAGUGACGGCAUGUGACUCGCCGUUGCUGGGUGCAGCAACAGCAGUGUCGUCUCCACGGGGAAUUAGUAAGGCGGUGUCUGGUUCGAUAUCUGGUGCCAUGGUUGGAAGCGACAUGAUUAUUAAUGGGAACAGCUCAUCAGGAAAAGGUUGCUUGCUCGAGAACACCGGGGUGCAGAUCUCAUCUCCACGGAAUCCGGGCAUCAAGCGAAGGAAGAGCCAGGCAAAGAAGGUUGUGUGCAUUCCAGCGCCUGCGGCGGCAAACAGCAGGCCAACUGGAGAAGUAGUUCCAUCUGAUCUGUGGGCAUGGAGAAAGUACGGCCAGAAACCCAUCAAAGGUUCACCUUAUCCAAGGGGUUACUAUCGAUGCAGCAGCUCAAAGGGUUGCUCAGCAAGGAAACAAGUAGAGCGUAGCCGGACUGAUCCAAACAUGUUGGUCAUCACUUACACUUCGGAACACAACCAUCCCUGGCCAACUCAGAGAAAUGCUCUAGCUGGCUCAACGAGAUCCCAGCCAUCCAAAAGCAGUGCCGGUUCGAAGACCUCUUCCAAUAGUUCUCAUCAGCCUCAUCAGAAGCCAGCAAGCCCUACAAAGGAAGAACAAAAUGAGACCAUGAAUGAUAAUAAUCAUGUGUCUCCAGUUAUCACUGCUGGGAGUGCUUCAACAGUGAAGGAAGAAUUUGAGGACAUUGAGAAGCAAUUGGAGCUUGAUCAUCAAGCAGGGUUUCCUUAUAGACCAUCAAUGCCUGAUGAUCAGUCCAACCAGUCUCAUCACAAUGAGGACUUCUUUGCUGAUUUAGGAGAAAUUGAGGCUGAUCCACUAAACCUUUUGUUUUCACAAUGUUUCACAGCAGAUGAGCAGCAAAAGGGAAGCAAGGCUGCAGCCUUGGAUCCAUUCAAUCUCUUUGAUUGGUCUGGGGAUCAAAACACCAACAACAACACCACCUCAUUUGGUGAAGCAGCUAAGAGGCGCUUAUAACAAGACCAAGAUCACCACCACCUUGAAAAGAUAUCAUCAACAACAACAACAAACAAACAAACCUCCCCCACAAAAACAAGAGUUAAGAGAGUAUACUCUUUUAAAGUUAGUUUUUUCUUUUCUUUUUUGGUGGUGCAGUUUAAAAACCUUGUCUUUCUGGUUUGAAUUAAAUUUUACAUGUAGGGGUGGGGGGAGAUGACUACUUUUCUAUUUUUUAACCUCUUUUUUACUUUUUUAUUUUUACUUUUUGGGGUUCUUGUUAUUUACCAGAAUAGUCAGGGAUUAGGGAAAGAGAUGAUCAGUUAAGGGAAGAGAGAGAGAGUGCUGGUUGUUUGAUUGGGAGCAGACACAUUCCUUUAGGAAUUUUGGUGGAUGGGACAGAAAGCUGAGGAACAGAAGGUUUCUACAGUAGAAACAAGUACAUCCAUCGGAGACAUGACUGGAAAGCUCAGUCUCAGUGUGAAAGGAGAUUUGAUAUGAAGAUGGGACUUGCCUUCAUUAUUCAUCUUUUAAAGUGGGAAAAAUUAUUCAUCCGCAACCUUUGGUCAUGUGGGUGUGGGUAUUUUAAAAAGGAAAAAAAAAACCAAACUUUUAUAAUUUUUAUUGCUUUAAGUGACAGAUUUGAAAGCAAACAAAAAAAUAAAAUUUGAAAGAUGACAAAAGAAUCUAGGGAAGAAAAGAAAGAAUUACUACAGAAAAGCCUGACCUUUCUCAUCAAUCUGGUCUAGGGAUGUGUAAUUGUGAGAUAAAAUAGCAUGCUUUGGGUUCCUCAGCUUUCUGUUUCUUUUAUUAUCCACCCAAGUUCUUGUGCUUACUUUGGAUAUUGUUUUACUUAAAAAUGUAUUAAUAGUACUUAUCGAAUAUUAGACUGUUUUUGUCUUUUCAGGAAA